UAAAAAGAAAGGCAAACAAGAGUCAACACAAAGUAGUCUUCUUCUUUCUUUCUUUCCUUCUUUUUCCUGAGCUUAAUAAUAUAUUAGAGAUGGGGAACAGUCUAAGGUGCUGUUUGGCUUGUCUUCUUCCUUUUGGAGCUCUAGACUUGAUUCGUAUCGUACAUUUAAAUGGUCACGUUGAAGAAAUUACACAUCCAAUCACAGCUUCUGAGGUUCUCAAGAAUUACCCAAAUCACAUUUUAACUAAACCUUGUUCUCAAGGUAUAAUUCGUCGGAUUUUGAUCUUGUCGCCGGAAUCAGAACUCAAGAGGGGAAGCAUUUAUUUUUUGGUCACGGCCAAUUCUUCGCCGGAGAAGAAGAAAAUCAACUCCAAUAAAAGCGUUUCCAAAAAUAAAAGCAAAAAAUGUCAUGUUAGCAUACCUGAGAUUGAUCGGUAUUUAAGUGACGUUACAUCAGAAAAGAAGUCUUCCCGUCGAGAACGGCGGAAGGGUGCAGUUGAGGAAUGGAGACCACAGCUUGCGAGUAUUUCCGAGGACUAAAAUGUGUGCUUCCUCUCUUUUUUUUCCGGUUUUACGCCGUUUAGAUUAGCUGAUCGUAAAUAACCAAUAAACUUGGAGUAGUGAAAAAUAUUUAAGUGCUGAAACGAUUUUAUAAAGAAAGAAUUACGGCCCUUGUCACUUAGCCUAACCAAAAAAGAAACUACCAGUUAUGUUCAUUUAUAAGUAGUUUAUUACAAAAAUUGGUAAAUUCAUAAAAUAUUACUAAUAUUAGCCAAUUAGCUAUUCGUAGCAAAAAAAAGGUCAU
This is a messenger RNA of Nicotiana tabacum (common tobacco), 804 nucleotides long. RefSeq lists its product as uncharacterized. NCBI's taxonomy places the organism in Eukaryota, Viridiplantae, Streptophyta, Magnoliopsida, Solanales, Solanaceae. The record is from RefSeq and is a predicted model, not a curated record.